AUGAGCAACGAGAUUAAGGACCGCGGCUUCCAGUCCCCAGAAUUUGCUCCAGCCGCCCCCGUGCACAAACUCAUUAAAGGAGUCAUAAAGGAUGACGACUCCAUGUUCUUUCAGUUCGGCCCCUCCAUCGAGCAGCAGGCCUCGGUCAUGCUAAACAUCAUGGAGGAGUACGACUGGUACAUCUUCUCCAUCGUCACCACGUACUACCCGGGUUACCAGGACUUUGUCACCAAGAUCCGUAGCACCAUCGAGAACAGCUUCGUGGGCUGGGAGCUGGAGGAAGUUCUACUGCUCGACAUGUCCGUAGACGACGGAGAUUCGAAGAUCCAAAACCAGCUGAAGAAGCUGCAGAGCCCCGUCAUUCUUCUCUACUGCACAAAAGAAGAAGCCAACACCAUCUUCGAGGUGGCCCACUCUGUUGGGAUCACGGGCUACGGCUACACGUGGAUAGUGCCCUCGCUGGUAGCUGGAGACACUAUUGUAGUGCCUGCAGAGUUCCCCACAGGCCUGCUCUCUGUGUCCUAUGACGAGUGGGACUACAACCUGGAGGCCCGCGUUCGCGAUGGCGUGGCCAUCAUCACUAUGGCAACCUCCACCAUGAUGAUGGACCGCGGACCUCACACUUUGCUGAAGUCUGAGUGCCACGGAGCUCCGGACAAGAAGACCCCCAUCUCAGGCAACCCCAACGAAGUGCUCAGGUACCUGAUGAAUGUGACUUUCGAGGGUCGAAAUCUGUCGUUCAGCGAGGACGGAUACCAGAUGCACCCCCAGCUGGUCAUCAUUCUGCUCAACAAGGAGAGACAGUGGGAGAGGGUGGGUAAAUGGGAGAAUGGUUCCCUGUCCAUGAAGUACCACGUGUGGCCUCGCUAUGAACUAUAUGGGGGGGCAGCGAACAGGGAGGACGACCACCUGUCCAUCGUGACGUUGGAAGAGGCUCCGUUCGUCAUCGUGGAAGACGUGGAUCCGCUCAGCGGGACGUGCAUGAGGAACACUGUACCCUGCCGGAAACAGAUCAAAAUCCUCAAUCAGACGAAGGAUUCGGGGAUCUACAUAAAGCGCUGCUGUAAGGGAUUCUGCAUCGACAUCCUGAAGAAGAUCGCCAAGCAGGUGAAGUUCACCUACGACCUUUACCUGGUCACUAACGGCAAACACGGCAAGAAGAUCAACGGGACAUGGAACGGCAUGGUGGGAGAGGUGGUGUUGAAAAAUGCCCACAUGGCCGUCGGCUCCUUGACCAUCAACGAGGAGAGGUCGGAGGUCAUCGACUUCUCCGUCCCCUUCAUCGAGACGGGUAUCAGCGUCAUGGUGUCCCGUAGCAACGGCACCGUUUCACCCUCGGCCUUCUUAGAGCCCUUCAGUGCGGAUGUGUGGGUGAUGAUGUUCGUGAUGCUGUUGCUGGUGUCAGCAAUGGCUGUGUUUAUAUUCGAGUACUUCAGCCCUGUGGGCUACAACCGCUGUCUGGCUGACGGCAGAGAGCCUCACGGCCCAUCCUUCACCAUCGGUAAGGCCAUCUGGCUGCUGUGGGGUCUGGUCUUUAACAACUCCGUGCCGGUGCAGAACCCCAAAGGCACCACCAGUAAGAUCAUGGUGUCCGUGUGGGCCUUCUUUGCUGUCAUCUUUCUGGCCUCCUACACUGCCAACCUGGCUGCUUUCAUGAUCCAGGAGGAAUAUGUGGACCAGGUAACUGGUCUCUCCGACAAAAAGUUCCAGAGUCCCAACGACUUCUCGCCUCCGUUUCGGUUCGGCACGGUCCCAAACGGGAGUACGGAGAGAAACAUUAGGAACAACUAUCCAGAAAUGCACGCCUACAUGACAAAGUUUCAUCAGAGAAACGUCAACGAGGCCCUGGCCUCUCUCAAGGCCGGCAAACUAGAUGCUUUCAUUUACGACGCGGCCGUGCUGAACUACAUGGCCGGCAGGGACGAGGGCUGCAAGCUGGUGACCAUUGGCAGCGGCUACAUCUUUGCCACCACGGGGUACGGCAUCGCCAUCCAGAAGGAGUCGCUCUGGAAGAGACAUGUGGACCUGGCCAUCCUGCAGCUCUUCGGAGACGGUGAGAUGGAGGAGCUGGAGUCCCUGUGGCUGACGGGGAUCUGCCACCACGAGAAGAACGAGGUGAUGUCCAGCCAGCUGGACGUGGACAACAUGGCCGGCGUCUUCUACAUGCUCGGCGCCGCCAUGGCUCUGUCGCUCAUCACCUUCGUCUGCGAGCACUGGUUCUACUGGCAGCUGCGCUUCUGCUUCAUGGGCAUCUGCUCCGGCCAGCCCGGCUUCGUCUUCUCCAUCAGCAGGGGCAUCUACAGCUGUAUCCACGGUGUGCAGAUUGAGGAGAAGAGCAGCUCGGCAUUGAACUCCCCAUCAGCCACCAUGAACAACACGCAUUCCAACAUUAUGCGCCUCCUACGCACCGCCAAGAACAUGGCCUCCCUGUCGGGGGUGAACGGCUCACCCCACAGCGCUCUGGACUUUAUCCGCCGGGAAUCCUCUGUUUAUGACAUCUCUGAACACCGGCGCAGCUUGGCGGGCCACUCCGACUGCAAGCCACCUUACAUCCCGGAAGACAACAUGUUCAGCGACUACAUCAGUGAGGUGGAGAGGACGUUUGGCAACCUCCACCUGAAGGACAGUAAUCUGUACCAGGACCACUACCUGCACCACCAUGGCUCAACACUGGGGCUCAGCGGACCGGCUCCCAACAGGCCCCACAGUCUGGGCAGUGCUAGUUCUCUGGAGGGGGGCAUGUUCGACUGUGACAGCCUCGGCGGAGGGAUGGCCCCUAUUUUCACCACCCAGCCAUGCUCAGCACUGACCCACAGGAACAUGAGCAAGUUUGACCUGCUGUCUGGACAGACUCCCCCCUCGAGCCAGAGCUUUAAGGGAGGCCUGCCGGACCUGUACGGGAAGUUCUCCUUCAAGGGAGGCGCCUCAAGUUCCACGUUUAUCCCUGGGCACGGCUACUGUGGAGGCAGAGGAGAUGACGAUGGGAAUAUACGCUCGGAUGUCUCGGACAUUUCCACGCACACGGUAACUUAUGGGAACCUGGAGGGUAAUGCCAAGAAGCGCAAACAGUACCGCGAUAGCCUGAAAAAGAGGCCGGCCUCUGCCAAGUCCAGACGGGAGCUGGACGAGAUCGAGCUGGGCUACAGGAGGAAACCCUACCACAUCAGCCACCACCAUUACCACGGCCACCGCUCUACCUCCCCACCGCUUUUGCCCGCUGAACGGAAGAGAGGAGGAGGAGGAGGAGGUGGAGGAGGUAACAAUGACGGGAACUCCUAUCUCUUCAGAGAAAAGGAGAGCGUUAGGGAUUUUUAUUUGGACCAGUUUCGGCCCAAAGAGGGCGUCCCUCAGUGGGAACAUGUGGACCUGACGGAGGGCACUGGGAGUAGAGAUGGAGGAGUGCCGACCUGCACCACCCUGGUUCCAGUGGAUGACUUUCUUAAGGGCAAACCCAAAAAGUCAGAUUCAAAGAGUGGGGGAGGAUCUGGGCUGGCAGGGGGAGAGUGGGAGUGCAGGAACUGUCGGGCUAGCGGGGGAGGAGUGGGCAAGCAGAUGUCCAUGCAUGGAGGAGGGGGUGGUGGUGUUGGGUACGGUGGUGGUAUGAGCUGCGGGUCCUCUGGAGGCGGAGGAAACAGCCGCCCCAGCUCUGCGACCUGCAUGCGCUGCGAGGGCUGUAAAAAGACAGGAAACCUCUACGAUAUCAGCGAGGACAACAACCACCUCUUGGAACAGAUGGGGGGAGGGAAAGGCGGGGGAGGAGGAGGAGGUGGAGGAGGAGGCGGCAUGGGCGCAGGCCCUCAGUCUCAACCUCAGGGCCAGCAGAGGAGAAAGAGUGGAGGAUUGGGCAAACAACUGAGGCGGCAGCACUCGUAUGACGCGUUUGUGGACCUUCAGAAAGAGGAGUCAGGUGGGAUGGGAAGUCUGAUGGGCCUAGGGGGCGUUGGAGGGAUGAGCGGCGCGGGUAUGGGAGGGAUGCUGCCCCCACCCAGGAGUGUUAGCUUGAAGGAGAAAGAACGCUACAUGGAGGGCUCCAGCCCCUUCGCAAACAUAUUUGAGCGUCACGGGGGCUCGGAGAGAGAAAGGGAAAGAGACCGGGACCCAUUGUUUUACGCGGGUGAGGGCCGGAAAAGACCCGGCUCGCCAUUCGGCCUGUUCAGAGGCGGCGAGGGCCUCCACCGCCGCUCCAUCGGAGAGAGAGACAUGCGAGACCGGGACAGGUCUUUGAUGGAAGGAGGAGGUGGGGGAGGGUUCUCUUUAUCCAAAUCUCUUUACCCAGACAGGGUAAACCAAAACCCCUUUAUACCCACCUUUGGGGACGACCAGUGUCUGAUGCACGGAGCCAAACAAUAUUACAUGAAAAAGCAGCAGCAGCAGCAGCAGCAGCAGCAGCAACAAGUUGCCAAAAGCAGCCGAAGUGACUUCAGGAGCCAGAUGAGCACGACGUCAUACCUGCCGGCGUCCGCCACGGCCGGGGUGAUGUCCAACGUGACCCCCCGAUUCCCGAAAGAGCUCAGCCACGGUGGAAUGAACCACCACGGCUCCAUGCUGGGGGUUGGCCCCCCGCGCCCCUUCAACGGAAGCAAUGGCCAUGUGUACGAGAAACUCUCCAGCAUUGAGUCUGACGUGUGAGA
This is a messenger RNA of Perca flavescens (yellow perch), 4631 nucleotides long. It is a transcript of the gene grin2ba, whose product is annotated as glutamate receptor, ionotropic, N-methyl D-aspartate 2B, genome duplicate a. NCBI's taxonomy places the organism in Eukaryota, Metazoa, Chordata, Actinopteri, Perciformes, Percidae. Gene Ontology annotation, cellular component: membrane. The record is from RefSeq and is a predicted model, not a curated record. The transcript is spliced from 14 exons. Gene Ontology annotation, molecular function: ligand-gated monoatomic ion channel activity; signaling receptor activity. Bases 1 to 4629 code for a protein of 1542 amino acids. Gene Ontology annotation, biological process: monoatomic ion transport.